Penicillium verhagenii is the source of this 345-nucleotide messenger RNA. RefSeq lists its product as uncharacterized. NCBI's taxonomy places the organism in Eukaryota, Fungi, Ascomycota, Eurotiomycetes, Eurotiales, Aspergillaceae. Bases 1 to 345 code for a protein of 114 amino acids. The transcript has a single exon. The record is from RefSeq and is a predicted model, not a curated record.
AUGGCAUUUGCCACUCUGCCUGACCAGCCCCUACAAUGGCUGCUGGAGAUGGGAGUGACCAUACACUAUCAAAUUUCCCUCACCCAGGAUCAAGUGGCUGUGAGCCUCUGUGGACCGCCGUCCUUCUUGAUCUGUCCUCUUUUUGAAAUUGCCUGUGCUGGCGAGGUUUUGUCCCAGCCUCCAAUAUACCUGCAGUCACCUCUUCGCGCCAAUAAGGACAUGAAAUACGAGAAUCCACAGUGGCUCGGGUUUGCUGGGGACUCAAACAGCUCGACUUUCCAUGUGGGAGAGACCAACUACUUCCGAAAGCUUGUGAAUGCACCUGGGAAAUAUUUGAGUCCCUAG